Chinchilla lanigera (long-tailed chinchilla) is the source of this 1827-nucleotide messenger RNA. RefSeq names its product chromobox homolog 3 (gene Cbx3). Gene Ontology annotation, cellular component: nucleus; pericentric heterochromatin. The record is from RefSeq and is a predicted model, not a curated record. The coding region runs from base 174 to 725 and encodes 183 amino acids. Lineage: Eukaryota; Metazoa; Chordata; Mammalia; Rodentia; Chinchillidae. The transcript is spliced from 6 exons. Gene Ontology annotation, molecular function: chromatin binding. Gene Ontology annotation, biological process: negative regulation of transcription by RNA polymerase II; chromatin organization.
AGGGGCGGAGUCUGGUUUUGGCGCCAGCAGCUGUGGACGCUGAAGAACCUCCGCCGACAGGACCCAGGUCACGGUCCUCGCCCCGCUCCCCCUCCUUCCCGCCUUCCCUCUGGGGACCCUCGGGCGCCGUCCCCGCGCGCGGACGUAAUAGCUCUUCAAGUCUGCGAUAAAAAAUGGCCUCCAAUAAAACUACAUUGCAAAAGAUGGGAAAGAAACAAAAUGGAAAAAGUAAAAAAGUUGAGGAAGCAGAACCUGAAGAAUUUGUGGUAGAAAAAGUACUGGACCGCCGUGUGGUUAAUGGGAAAGUGGAGUAUUUUCUGAAGUGGAAGGGAUUUACAGAUGCUGACAAUACAUGGGAACCUGAAGAAAAUUUAGAUUGUCCAGAGUUAAUUGAAGCGUUUCUUAAUUCUCAAAAAGCUGGUAAAGAAAAAGAUGGUACAAAAAGAAAAUCUUUAUCUGACAGUGAAUCUGAUGAUAGCAAAUCAAAGAAAAAAAGAGAUGCUGCUGACAAACCUAGAGGCUUUGCUAGAGGUCUUGAUCCUGAACGAAUAAUUGGUGCCACGGAUAGUAGUGGAGAAUUGAUGUUUCUCAUGAAAUGGAAAGAUUCAGAUGAGGCUGACUUGGUGCUGGCAAAAGAGGCAAAUAUGAAAUGUCCUCAGAUUGUGAUUGCUUUCUAUGAAGAGAGACUAACUUGGCAUUCUUGUCCAGAAGAUGAAGCUCAAUAAUUUACAUCAUUUUUAUAUAUAUUUAUAUAUAUAUAUAUAAAAUAUGGGUCUUGGUUUUGAUUUAAUGGUGUGGAAAAAAACAGCAUUCUAAUGAAAAUCAAGUUUAAUAUGUUGGUUUUGAAAAUAGUAUUUGGGGGAGUUGUUGGGUUUUCUUUGUUUUGCAUCUGUAGCACUGGUUACUUUGAACAAAUAAAAGCUUUUGUAGUUGCUUCCUUUAUCAGACAAGAGCAUUUGAUAGCCUGAUAUAUUUCCUCUGCCUUUCUAAAUGUUGAGAGAAUUGUCCAUAGUCAAACUCAAUCAGAACUCAUGGUUUAGCUCACAUGAUUAAGGACCAUUCUGAGUUUUUUGUUUGUGUGUGUAUAAAUAAAAUACGUAUGUAAAUGGUUUUUGUUUUGUUUUUAAACAUUCAUCAAAACAAAAACUAUGGGUGAUAAGCUCAUCUUUGAGAUGCCAUCAUUCUGAGCAACCUAAGAAAUAAAUCAUUUCAGUUAAAUAGAAAGUUUUCCUGAAGGCAUAACCUUUCAAGUUGGAUAGAUAAUCCUGUGGUUAAUUUGGAUAUUUUCAAAGCAGCCCUAUCGGAAUCCAUAUCUGUGACUUUAGUCACAAAAAUGCAGUUUACUUGCAAAAUUCCUGAAAAGAAUUAUUAGCUCUACCAACAACUUCCCCACCCAAAUAAAGCAGCAAGUCAAAACCUAGUUUGUUUGAAUUAGCUAAGGAAGACUUGUUAAGGGAACAUUAAAGAUUCUUCAUGACCCAUUACUUUACAACAAGUUAAAAUCUGUACUCAAAAGUCAGGAUUCUUGGAUGUCUUAAGACUUGGCUCAUGGAAACCUACUGAGUGGCUAUAGCUGUUCACACUUUAGGACCUGCUAGAAUAAAUGAGUGAACAAACUUGUAAUCUAAAUUAUUGACCUGCAUGUUUUUCUUGACCCCGACUUACUCCUUACAUGUAGGCUCAAUCUUUUCAGUAUUCAGGUUACUGUUUUCAGCAAAAGCCAAGAAAUCAACUUUGUAGUAGUCAGAAUGUUAUCCUAAUGUAUAUUGUUUACUUUAUUGUAAAUAAUGGUGAGCAGUGGUCAAUAAAUAGUUUUAUAUUCCUUUA